Enterospora canceri is the source of this 1023-nucleotide messenger RNA. Lineage: Eukaryota; Fungi; Microsporidia; Enterocytozoonidae. The record is from the annotation of a GenBank genome assembly.
AUGAAUAAAUUAUUAGCACAUGUCGAGGCAAAUAGAAGUAAUCACGGCUACGUAAAGCACUCAUUUGAGCAGUAUAAGCGGUAUAACAACAAGAUGGUGCAGAAGUGUAUGAAAGAUGGCUCAGAUACAACACUCUACAAGUUAGAGAAGAACCUGUGCAAAUUUCAUUUAUUUGGAACAACUAGACAUUUAACCAAAUGCAUAAACAUCCUAAAGAAAGCAGAACAAACUGAUGAUGUCACAGCAUACAGAAUGUACAUUCAGACAUUCAUCAGAAACAAAAGAAACGAAUUCAAUCAGGAUGAGUUUAUUGAAACAUGGAAGAUGAUCAACAAUGGUUUUUACUACACUUUCAACAGUGACAUGGUUGCACUGAAUGAAAAUCGCGUCAAUUUGGACAAAUUAAAAACGCGUUUGUUAUGGAAUGACAUUGAGCUGCUCUUUGACAGUCAAACACAUCUGAAUUUGCUCAAACAGUUCAACAAGCGAGUUCUCAAAGACGACUACAGAUUCAAUGCACAGAUUGCCUUCAAAUGCUUCAAAUUUGACGAGUUCAGAGAGAAAUUGGAUACGUUUCCUACAGCUCAAUAUGGCACAAUUCUCACAUUCGUUAGGUCAUUCAGCAUUUUCACUAACGAAUUUGUCGCAUUUCUGGAUGACAAUUUUGUCUCUUCUGAAUUUGUUGUCGAAUACGACAGAAGCCUAACGAAUCUCUUGAAUCAGAUGACAGAAGCUCUGAUGAAACCAAAUUCCAAAAUGUGCCUAGAGUUGAAUGAAACCAAAUUCAGCAGCCACUUCAUCGAACUAAUCACUGAUCAAUCUCAGCACAUUAUCAGAAGCAAAUCUGAUAUGAUCAAAUUAAUAUUGGCUGAAUUUGACAGAAUCACAGAAGUGACAGUUCCAAAAAGAAACAUGCCCCUUCUUCCGAUAUUCUACGACUUGGCCUGCGAAUACAUUGAGUUUCCACCUGUGGAUGAGCUCGCUGAACAAGUUGAUGCUCUGAAACUGACCAGACAACAAUAA